Molecule: messenger RNA, 1302 nt
Organism: Syzygium oleosum
Lineage: Eukaryota; Viridiplantae; Streptophyta; Magnoliopsida; Myrtales; Myrtaceae
Product: omega-hydroxypalmitate O-feruloyl transferase-like
Exons: 3
Coding region: 10-1302 (430 amino acids)
Molecular function (GO): acyltransferase activity, transferring groups other than amino-acyl groups
Source: RefSeq, a predicted model, not a curated record
ACUUCUCCAAUGGAGGCCUUCGAAACCGAGACGAAAAACGCCCUAAUGGUAGAAAGAUCAGUCCCUGUCGCCAUCCUGCCCGAGCAAGAGACACCCGGCGGUUCCCUCUUCUUGAGUAACCUCGACCAAGCAGAUUUUUUCAUCCCCUCGGUUUAUUCUUUCGAUGGGAGCGAGGCGAACACUGUUGACGUGAUUAAGCAAGCUCUGUCCAAAGUUUUGGUUCAUUACUAUCCGCUUGCGGGGAGGUUAACUAGAAACUCUGAGGGGAAGUUGGCAGUUGAUUGCCAGAAGAAGUUAGGAGUGCCAUUUGUGGAGGCAUCGGCCAAUUGCGACAUCGUAAAUCUGGGUGAUAAGCGGCUUCUCGAUUCUAAUGUUUUACAAAAGCUUGUUUAUAGGGAUUUUCCAGAGGAUAUGCGAGAAGUUGCACCCCUUUUAACAGCACAGGUAACACAAUUUAGAUGUGGAGGUUUCACUUUAGGGAUCGCAAUCAACCAUUGCAUGGUGGAUGCUUCCUCGGGAAUGAAUUUCAUGAACUCAUGGGCUGAAAUAGCAAGAGGUAGACCUUUAUCCCUCGUCCCUUGUCACGAUAGAACCAUUAUGAAGUCAAGGGUUCCUCCUCAAAUCACCGAUGCUUCCGACAACUUUGUUCACGUAAGUGAUGUAUCAAACUUGACGGCAUUAUACGAGGAAGAGCAAAUCGUGUGGAAAUCUUUCCACUUCGACAGUGAGAAGCUGGCAACCCUUAAAAACAUGGCAACAACCGAUGGACAGGUAAUAAGCAGUUGCUCCAGCUUCGUUGCACUUGGAGCCCUAGUUUGGCGGGCUCGAAGCAAGGCACUCGAUUUAAAACCGCACCAACUGUCAAAACUUCUUGUUCCGGUUGAUUUCAGGUCUAAGCUGAAACCGCCGAUACCCAGAUACUUUGGGAAUGCUUUGGUCGAAGCUUGCUGUCUCUGCACCGCAGGAGAGUUAAUCGAUGAGCCCUUCUCUUCCACCGCGGGGAGAAUAAAGAAGGCGAUCGAGAGGGUGAACGAGGACUACGUGUGGUCAUGCAUAGACUCGUUGGACGUGCAUCAAUUUGACCUUUUCUCGUUGAGCUCGCUAGUUUUGGUUUCAUGGCAAAGGUUGGAUUAUGGCUCCACGGACUUUGGAUGGGGGAAGCCAAGGAAUUUUGGCACCGGUGACCUGCCGCCGGGUUGUCUAUUUAUGAGGGAUGAGAGUGAGAGGAAGGGCAUUGUGGUGGUGCUGGGUUUGCCACUUUCGGCCAUGAACACUUUCGAGAAGCUGGUCCAACUUGAGUGA